GGUCCUGCCAAGUGGAGCCAGCUCAGGAAGACCGGAUUGCGCCGGGCCCCUGACCGGCUCGGGCGGCCGGCCGGCCGGGACAGGGUUAAAAGACCAUCACCUGCGGUUGAAGUGCGACUCAGAUGGGAAGUAGGAAGUGCCGCGCCUGCGCUUCCUGUAUAAAUAAACGCUGGGCUGCGGGCGCUGCUGCUGGCGAGCUGAGCCGCACGCACUGCAAGGUUCCCCAGCGCCCUGGCGGCUCUCGAGGCGGAGGUGGUUGGUUGUAGGUCCUCCUCCUCCUCCGGGCCAAUAGGUCUGGGAGCCCGAGUACUGUUACAGACCUGCAGAGUGCAGAGCUGUCAGCUGCAGAGCUCGGAGGACAGGGGAGAGAGAAUGAAACAGCUUCUCCUCUCCGGUGUGCGCGCCAGAGGCUGCUGAGAAGCCCAGCGGCCGGAGGAACAUAGCUCUACAGCCAGGGGGGAAGAUAAUUGAGAAUAUGUUGCGUGAGCAGUGUCAGGAAAACAGAGAUGCGAAGACAGCAGUUGGGGAAGAUUGAUGAGCCUCGGUGUGCUUUGGGGAGUGUUGGAGAAACAAAUGGGUGAUAGUUUUCUAAGCAUAAACUGGGAAGAGGGGAGAGGGAUUAAAGAGACUAAAGAGGCUGAGCAGGCUGAUGGGCUCCCUUGGUAGGCUGCAGUACCUCACUAUGACUGCCGAAAAUCCAACGCCUGGAGACCUGGCUCUGGCUCCUCUUGUCACUUGCAAACUCUGCCUGUGUGAACAGUCUUUGGACAAGAUGACCACACUCCAGGAAUGCCAGUGCAUCUUCUGCACAGAUUGCCUGAAACAGUACAUGCAGCUGGCAAUCCGAGACGGAUGUGGGUCUCCUAUCACUUGCCCUGACAUGGUGUGCCGAAACCACGGGACCCUGCAGGAAGCCGAGAUUGCCUGUUUGGUACCUGUGGAUCAGUUUCAGCUUUAUCAGCGGUUAAAAUUUGAGCGAGAAGUUCACCUGGACCCCCACCGAACAUGGUGUCCUGUCGCGGACUGUCAGACAGUGUGCCCCGUUGCAGCAGGUGACCCGGGACAGCCUGUGCUGGUGGAGUGCCCUUCCUGCCACCUGAAGUUCUGCUCGUGUUGCAAGGAUGCUUGGCAUCCUGAGGGCUCCUGCAGAGACAGUCAGCCUGUCAUCUUGCCAACAGAGCACGGGGCCCUCUUUGGGACGGAUGCGGAUGCCCCCAUUAAGCAGUGUCCAGUUUGCCGGGUUUAUAUCGAACGCAAUGAGGGCUGUGCUCAGAUGAUGUGCAAGAACUGCAAACACACGUUUUGCUGGUACUGUCUGCAGAACCUGGACAGCGACAUUUUCCUCAGACAUUAUGACAAAGGACCAUGUAGGAAUAAGCUUGGCCAUUCAAGAGCCUCGGUGAUAUGGAACCGAACACAGGUGGUUGGGAUUCUUGUGGGGUUAGGCAUCAUUGCCUUGGUGACUUCGCCCUUGCUGCUUCUGGCUUCCCCAUGUAUAAUCUGUUGUGUCUGCAAGUCCUGCCGGGGCAAGAAGAAAAAGCAUGACCCAUCCACAACCUAAAGAUCCAUCUCUCUUUGUGUCCGUGUGCCACACAUGUCUUAUACAUACAAGACAAUACAGUGAUAAAGCCCCACUUAGUGAACUCGCCUCCUUUUUCUUGCCAAAUUUUGGAAGUGCCUCUGUGUCCAGACUUUGAACUGGCCUACCUGCCUGUGGCGUCAGGAAAGGCCGAGCAUUGGUGUGUGUGUUCCUGUGUAAAGACAGUCGGGUUCCGCAGUCCAGGUUGCAUCUGUGGAGCAUGUCAGAAGCUUCAGGUUCCUGGGAAGGAACUAACACAUCAUCACCCUAUCAUCUGAAGGAUCCCACUGGACUGCUCAACUUCCAGCCAGAUUCAAGGAGCCUGAGUGAAUGUUCAUAUAAUAAAGGUGUUGUCAUGGUUGGCAAUAUACAUGAUCAUUGAGAAGCUCAAGUGUGUUCUGUAUUGUUUGACUACCAUGGGAAACGUGGGGGAAAGUCAUGGAUAAGACUGUUUCGGGGAAAAUUUUCAUAAGAGUGAUAAAGCAGGCUGCUUAUCUUAGGACUCGAUGUGGUGGCUCUGCCGCUGCCAGCGCCUGGGUGUGCUUUCCCAGCAUAUCCCCACAGUGACUUGGCAGGAGCACAAUGGGUUUCUGCUUGUGUGAUCUCAGCUUCAAGCAGGAGAAACUUCUGUGCAGAGGAAGUUGUCCCUUCCCACUGAAAAGGUUUCGACAUAUAAAACAAUAUGGUCUAGUUUAGUCUGUCUCUGGGCAAGUGUAACUUUUUAAAGGUGAUAAAGCCUUCUCUUGUAGCCAGUAGCUGCUGUCUACACACUUGUUUUACACGAAGGAUUUGGGUGCAGUGGCAGAGGUUCAAAACCUUCAUCAUAGAUAACAGGGACCUUUCUUAGGUCUGUGUUCAUACAGACGUAGAGUCAGACCUAAAGGUACACACCAAGCCCUUAGGUGCAUCUAGAACCCAUAUGACUUUCUGCCUACCUAGAAUUUCUAUCCAUUGGGCAUGCCUGGAUGUGAAUGCAAAAUCAUAGUGUGUAUUGUCACACACAAUAGUACAACACACAAAAUACAUGUUUAUGUAAAAGCCAGUCUGUAUCCUUCUGUGACUAAUUGUUUAUUAUAAAUCAACCUACAGAUUUUUUUGCAUAUUAUACAUGUAAAUUUUGGAUACAACUUCUUAACUUACCCAAGUAUAGACUCAUACACAUGACUCUUUUAAAACGAUACUUAGUACUGUCAUCUCAGUUGGUAAAACACUGAUUGAUAAUCACAUUAUUUGUGUGUUUUCAAACCAGAGCAGCUGUCUUCUUGGCAGAGUUUAGUAUCUGUUAUGGCAGUCUGAAUUCUGUAUGUACAAGACACUGAUAAAACAACAAAAAUAUAUCAGAAAUAAAAUGUAAAAGCUUUAUAUAUAUUCACCAGUUUGGACUUGUAUAACCUCACUGUGACAUGGUUUUCCCACUAUACCAUUAGUCAGAUUUUGAAUAAACGGGUUUUGAAAAGACAAUGACUUUUCUCCAAUUUCAGGAUGACAUAAUUGCCAUUAGCAGUGUAGCCGGGUGCCUCCUGAGAGCUGGACUGUGUUAAUAGAGAGCUCUCCUUGAAGCCAGGGAUACCGCAUAAGGAACUGUCAGGAACUAUGAUAUGUUCUGAGGUAACUGGGUAACUGGAUUACUAAAUUGCUGCUAUCCUGGACCUAUUAUUAAAGAAUAAUGCUUUGCCUAUGUAAUGGAAUGUAUCCUAAGUGGGGAUGUGUAUAUUUAAGGAACUUUAAUUCACACAUACAUACAUAUAUAUAUUACUAUAUAUAUAUUACUUUUGGUCAUGCAUAUUUUUAUUUACAGUUUGUAUAGAACAUCGAUUUGAACUCUGGGAAAACUUUUGAUGGCAGCCAACUAAAAACAUUUGUAAUUGUUUAUUAGAAAUUUCUCAAUAUUGUAUAUUAUUUUCCUUUGAAACAAAAAAACCAGUACUAUUCAUCAAUGUAUUUCAUAUUAGUACAUAGGAUAGGGGUAUAUAUAUUUGAAUAAUUUGCUUUGUCUUACACUGCCUCAUCAGAGUUAAAGGCAUUCGUAACUGCUCAGGGGAUCACAGGAACUCAACUGAACUGAAUUUUUCUAUCAAGAAUGUUAGUAGUUGCAAUCUACUACUCAAUUAGCAAACUCUUCAACCUUGGUUCCACAAAGAAUUUUAUGAGAGUGACUGGUUUCAAGUUACCUAAAGGGUGUGUUAUUAAACGUGGAGCUCCCGAGUUUAGACUUAAAGUGGAAGAAAACAUCUAUGUUAUCUCCCUAGAAAAAUAAAUGGAAGGGACUUGCCUUCUCACAGAGA
Molecule: messenger RNA, 3864 nt
Organism: Artibeus jamaicensis (Jamaican fruit-eating bat)
Lineage: Eukaryota; Metazoa; Chordata; Mammalia; Chiroptera; Phyllostomidae
Gene: RNF144B
Product: ring finger protein 144B
Exons: 9
Coding region: 650-1561 (303 amino acids)
Biological process (GO): positive regulation of proteasomal ubiquitin-dependent protein catabolic process; ubiquitin-dependent protein catabolic process; protein polyubiquitination
Cellular component (GO): mitochondrial membrane; cytoplasm; ubiquitin ligase complex
Molecular function (GO): ubiquitin protein ligase activity; zinc ion binding; ubiquitin conjugating enzyme binding
Source: RefSeq, a predicted model, not a curated record